Cuculus canorus (common cuckoo) is the source of this 4406-nucleotide messenger RNA. RefSeq names its product XK related 7 (gene XKR7). The record is from RefSeq and is a predicted model, not a curated record. Gene Ontology annotation, cellular component: plasma membrane. The transcript is spliced from 3 exons. The coding region runs from base 64 to 1647 and encodes 527 amino acids. Lineage: Eukaryota; Metazoa; Chordata; Aves; Cuculiformes; Cuculidae. Gene Ontology annotation, biological process: engulfment of apoptotic cell; apoptotic process involved in development; phosphatidylserine exposure on apoptotic cell surface.
GUCUCCGUCCUCCCUCCGGAAGUCUCUCCCGCUCCCUCCUUUCUCCUCCUUUCCCCCGACAACAUGGCCGCGAAGUCGGACGGCGGCGGCGGCGGCCCGGCCGUGAGGCUGGAGAGCCCGGAGGGCGGCGGCGGGAGGCGGGCGGGAGUCGCCGUGCCCCCGACGCGGCGGUACCGGCUGCGGGACGGGUGCUGGGUGCUCUGCGCCCUCCUGGUGUGCUUCGCCGACGGCGCCUCGGACCUGUGGCUGGCGGCCCACUACUACGUGCGGGGGCAGCGGUGGUGGUUCGGGCUGACGCUGCUCUUCGUGCUGCUGCCCUCGCUCGUGGUGCAGCUGCUCAGCUUCAGGUGGUUCGUGUACGACUUCGCCGUCAGCACCAAGGACAGCGCCACCAGCACCAAGGACAGCGCCCGCGGGCCUCGCGGCUGCUGCCGCCUCUGCGUCUGGGUGCUGCAGGCCCUCAUCCACCUGCUGCAGCUGGGGCAGGUCUGGAGGUAUCUCCGCACGCUCUACCUGGGGCUGCAGAGCCGCUGGCAGGCUGAGCACCGCCGCCGCCACUUCUACUGGCGGAUGAUGUUCGAGAGCGCAGACAUCAGCAUGCUGCGGCUGCUGGAGACCUUCCUGAAGAGCGCACCCCAGCUUGUACUGCAGCUCAGCAUCAUGGUGCAGCAGAACAGCAUAGACCCGCUGCAGGGGCUCUCGGCCUCAGCCUCGCUGGUCUCCUUGGCAUGGAUGAUCGCCUCCUACCAGAAGGUGCUGCGGGACUCCCGGGAGGACAAGAUGCCAAUGUCCUACAAGGGGGCUGUGGUGCAGAUCCUGUGGCACCUCUUCACCAUCGCUGCCCGCGCCAUUGCCUUUGCCCUGUUUGCCUCUGUGUUCCAGCUCUACUUUGGCAUCUUCAUCGUCACCCACUGGUGCAUCAUGACCUUCUGGAUCAUCCAGGGUGAGACGGACUUCUGCAUGUCCAAGUGGGAGGAGAUCAUCUACAACAUGGUGGUGGGCAUCAUCUACAUCUUUUGCUGGUUCAACGUCAAGGAGGGACGCAGCCGCUACCGCAUGUGCAUCUACUACAUCAUCACACUGUCGGAAAAUGCCGCCCUCACCGUCCUCUGGUUCCUCUACUACAACCGCGAGACCACCUCCGACUUCAACGCCUUAAUCCUUGUCUGUGUGGUCAGCUCCAGCUUCGCCCUUGGCAUCUUCUUCAUGUUCAUCUACUACUGCCUCUUGCACCCCAACGGCCCCAUGUUUGGCCCCCAAGCCGGGGGCUGCAUUUUCCGGCAGCAGCCAGCCCCGGCGCCAGCAUCCCCCACGGAUGCCGUCACCAGCCCCCCACGCUCGCUGCCGCGGACUACAGGGGGGGAGCGGGACGGGGCGCCGGGGGAGCGGGACAGCUGCGUGCCCGUCUUCCAGGUGAGACCCUGCGCCCCGCCAGCACCAGCUGCCCGCGCUCCGCGGACAGAGGGGCCCGUCAUCCGCAUUGACCUGCCCAGGAAGAAGUACCCAGCCUGGGACGCCCAUUUCAUCGACCGUCGCCUGCGGAAAACCAUCCUGGCGCUGGAGUACGCAUCGCCCACCACUCCGCGCCUGCAGUACCGCACCGCCGGGGCCCCCCAGGAGGUGCUGGAGUACGAGACCACCGUGUAGGGUUAGGGGGCAUGGUGGGGCCCUCCUGGUGCCAUCCUGGCUGCCCCGUGUCUUUGCAGCCGUUUGCCUUUCCGAUGGGUUCGCCGGUGCUGCCGUGCUGCCACGCCGAGCACCCCGCGGGCGGGGGCCGGGGAGGUCUCUUGGUGCUAUGCCCCCCAUGCCGCCCUCCUGCAGCCGAAACCCCUGUCCCACCCCAUGGCGGCCACCCCUGCUCCCCCAGGGUUCGUCCUUGCCAAAAUACCUCACCGGUGCCUGAGCCCGAGGGGGUGGGAGCUGUGGCCCCGCGGCACGCGACUGGGUUGGCAGUGCAGGGUGAGGAUCAGGCCUCCCCCCAGGCUGGGGGCCGGUGGCCGUGAGGGGCUUGGGGCACAGUGGGGCAGAAUGUGCAGACACAGAUGCCGGGGCUGCCCCCGUGCCUGUGCCACGGCAGGGCCAUGGGACUGGAGCACGGCUGCACCAGGGUGGGUGUGUAGGUCCUGUCAUCGCAGGGAGCCAGGGCAAAGGACAGCCGGGGCCCAGACAGGUCCCCCGUGUCCCCCAUGCCCUGCAGCUCCAGCCUGGAGGAGCCCCUUCAUCUCCAUCUUUGGUCCCCCUGGUUUAGGACCAAGCCAUGCCCCCACACCAGGGGGUCCCCGCUGCCCUGUGGGGUGCAGACCCUGGUCCGGGAGCCCCUCGGGGGGUGGGCACAGACCCUGCUCCCCCUGGCCCAGCUCAGGCUGGGAUGGCUGCACCCCAUCAUCCCCUCCCUCCCCAUGGGAACCGCGUCAUCUCAUUGGGUUUGUUUUCACCUGAAUGGUGACGUUUUGUGUGACAUUUUCUACCUCCGCUACAUCCGGGGAGGGCAGGGCCUGGCUGGCGCCUCUGGGGGAGGGCAUGUGGGGCCACUGGUGUUCCUGGGGCUCCCCAAAGCGGGAAUCACCCCCUAUCUGUUCUACUCUCCCAGGUUUGGCAUCUCUUCCCACCUGGGACUGUUUCCAUCCAUAUCUCCAUUGACAUCAGCCCUGUCCAGCUCCCCGGUAUAAACCUGAGCAGGGAUCCUGUCUCCCCCCAUCUCCCUUCUAUCCCCACUCCCUGCCCAGAGGAGCAGGGCUGCCCCGGGCUCUGGGUUUGAAUGUGUCCCCUUCUCCUGCCCAGAUCUGUUGGCGUGCCCCAACCCAAAGGGCUGUGCUGAAUGUACCCUGUGCCCCCAGGGCCAAUCAUGACACAAGGGGGUGCGUGCGUCCGUGUGUGUGUAUAUGUGUGUGUGUGUGCAGGGGGCUGCAGGACUUGGGAGCCGCCGGACCCCAUGGCUGUGCACCACCCCAGCCCCUCAUCCCCCGCACCCAUGGCCCCUGUGCCUUCCCCGUGCCCCCUGCGCGGUCCCCGGGGUGCCAAGCCCUGCCCCAGGCUGGGGCAUGUCGGCAGCCUCACCGUCCCACCAGGCACCACGCAAGCAGCACACGAGGCACCGUGGGGAAGGCUGGUGUGGGGAGCUGUGUGCAGGAAUGGCUCUGCCUGCUGCCCUCCAGGGUGCGAUGCAGGCUGGUGUGGGUGCCCAGCGCUGUGGCACAGCCGAGGCGGGUGGCAACAUGGGGUUGGUGGCAUCGCGUUGGUUUUGUUUCCCAUUUCUCUGUAGCUGGAAGGCCGGGGUGACAGCAGGCUGGGGUGGGCCAUCACUGGGGUCACUGGUGCUAACUGGUGCUAAUUGGAAGCCUCGGAAAACCUUUCAGAGGAGGGUGUGGAGCGCGGCUGGGGCUGGACAGUGGGCCAGGCCCCCCAACCCUCCUCCACCAUCGUUAAUGGGCAGACCCCAGGGUGGGUGCUGAGCAUGCCAGGCAGCACUGGGUGCAGGGCGGCUCCAGGGGGUCUCUUUUCCUCAGGGAAGGUGGCGGGCAGCAACUGGGGGAGCUGGGCUGGGGUCACCCAUGUAGGCAUUGAGCAGCAUCGCAGCAGGUCCCGCAUGGUGCCCAGGUGACAGCAGCUCCUCCAGAAGCCACCAAGGAUGGAGACAAGCAGCAUGGGGACUCAGUGCUGGCACGGGGUGACUCCUCUGGGGUCUCCCAACCCCUUCCCAGUCCUCCAAGCACAGGGAGGAGCCUCUGGACAGGGCGAUCUGCAACCCCCAUGCCCUUCACCCCCAGGGUCUGCAUGGGGAUGCAGGACAGAGGGACACUUUUCUAUGCACUCAAGCCACGGUACCCUCAGCCCUGGGCUCUCCGGGUGGGGAUCUCGGCAGCGGGCACCGAGCCUCUGCCCGUGUGAUGCUGCUCUGCUCGGCGUGGGGUGCCCAGCUGCAUGGGGGCACAGGGCAGCGUAAGCCCCACUCCCAGCCCCGGGGCUUGGCCACCCUCCUGCCCAUCACCCAGAUGUACGGGAAGCCAAGCCCAACGCCCCAGUGCCAGCGGCAGCAUCGGGGCGGCAGCGCCAGUCCACCAGGACCAGGGCGAGGAGACAUGACCCAGGGCCCAACUGGGUGCUGUGGGAUGGGGGCAGCUUGGGGGGUGUUCGAGCCCCCACUGGGGCAGUGGGGGUCCCAGUCCCCGGGGGUCCCAGUGGGGUCAUCCUGGCUUCAGGGAGCAGGAAGAGUUUUGUGCUGGACCCGUUGGCUCCCGGUGGGUCUCUCUGGCCCCCCGCACUGGGACCUGGCAGCCGCUGUCACGUACUGUAAAUACUCUGUGUGCCACCCUCUUCUCUGGGACCCUCGGUGUGGGCGAGUGGGAGGCCGGGGUCUGUACCAAGACUUUUUGUAUACCACAAACUUUUUGUAUAUUUUUAAUUUU